Messenger RNA from Gadus morhua (Atlantic cod), 1453 nucleotides. It is a transcript of the gene tatdn1, whose product is annotated as TatD DNase domain containing 1. The transcript has 12 exons. Gene Ontology annotation, molecular function: 3'-5'-DNA exonuclease activity. Bases 237 to 1124 code for a protein of 295 amino acids. NCBI's taxonomy places the organism in Eukaryota, Metazoa, Chordata, Actinopteri, Gadiformes, Gadidae. The record is from RefSeq and is a predicted model, not a curated record. Gene Ontology annotation, cellular component: cytosol.
GCGCUAAAGGCGCAAAAUAAAAGCAGUCUGGAUUUUUCUCCACUUUGUCGUUGUAUUGGAAAGAACUGGGAUACUAUCCUAUGAACGACAUACAUUAUAGGUUUCCAUUACUAUCUCAAGUUUCAUAUAUAAAUUAUAUUUUCUUAUGAAGGAAACAUAAGGACCAAUCCGAUAUAUUUCGGCAUUCACAUUUACUAUGACAGUUAAGGUAAUAGGAAACAAGAGCAGCUCUCACUAUGGCGCUACACGCCUUCAUCGACAUCGGCGUCAACCUCACCGACCCCAUGUUCCGAGGGCUCUACCGGGGCAAGCAGAAACACCCAGAUGACUUUGAUCAGGUCAUUGAGAGGGCAGUCAGCACAGGAGUACAGAAGUUCAUCAUUACAGGAGGAAGUCUAGAAGACAGCAAGGAGGCUCUGAAACUGGCCCAGACCAGAGAGGACCUGUUCAGCACGGUGGGCUGUCACCCCACCCGCAGCAGUGAGUUUGAGGCGCUGGGAGCAGACCAGUACCUCUCCGGCCUCACCCAGCUCGCCCAGCAGAACCCCGGCAAGGUGGUCGCCAUCGGGGAGUGUGGACUGGAUUUUGACAGGUUGGAGUUCUGCCCCAAAGAGACUCAGAUCAGGUACUUUGAGAAGCAGUUCGAUGUGGCGGAGGAGACCAGAUUACCCAUGUUCCUCCACUGCCGGAACUCCCAUAAGGACUUCCUGGACGUGAUGAGGAGGAACAGAGAGCGCUGUGUGGGUGGAGUGGUGCACUCGUUUGACGGGACGGCCCAGGACGCCGCGGCGCUGGUGGACCUCGACCUCUACAUCGGCAUCAACGGCUGCUCCUUGAAGACGGAGGCCAAUAUUGAAUCUAUGAAGUCGAUUCCUACAGAGAGGCUGAUGAUUGAGACAGACGCCCCCUGGUGCGGGGUGAAGGCGUCCCACGCCGGCUCCAGGUUCGUCUCCACCGCCUUCCCCACCAAGAAGAAGUGGGAGGAGGGCCACUGCCUGAAGGACCGCAACGAGCCCUGCCACAUCAUACAGGUGCUGGAGGUGAUGGCGGCGGCCCGCGGGGAGGACGUGAUGGAGAUGUCCUCCACCAUCUACAACAACACACUGAAGCUCUUCUUCAGCUGAAGGCUCUCGGCACGGCCACAGGUCCCGGGUUCGAUUCCCCCGGGCCGAGGAGGAGGGGCGUGCGUUCUGCAGGACCGGUGGAGCCGCGGCCGGAACCCUCCAGAAGGCUUCAAGGACUUUUCAUGUGUCUCCAUGUUGCAUAACGCCCUUGUGAACCCGCUAAAACCGUGCUCUUAUGUGCUCCACAUCUUGGGUAAACAAGUUAUCAACUAAUGAAUGGCGUGGUUGAGAUCGAGCCUCAACGCAUUGUGAACGAGUUGUUGUAAAGCCUAAAAUGGUCCACGUUCAUUUCUUUAUUUUGUGCAUACAUAAAUAAAGUUUUACUCUGA